AUGUCAGACUCCGACUAUGGUGACUUUGCGGAGUUCACUGCAGAAGAUUUCGAGGAGAUCGACGCAGCCAUACUGGCAGCACUGGGCUCCCAGAGCCCGACUCGUCCCGCUACUCCAACCUCUACCGACACGUCCAAGUACUGGGACAGCAGCUUCAGCUUUGGGGAUCUCGCAGGUCUCCCUGGUGGUCCGGACAUUCUCAUAGAACUGGAAGGCCGUACCGCUGACGUGCAUGGUCUAUUCAAGGACCCGGUAGCUGUCGAAUCUGACAGCGAAAGCAGUGGACCGGAUCCGGAGCCUGGCAGUCCGUAUAAUAGGUUUCGGCGGAAGAACGUCUUGUCUGUAAGCGACUUAGUCGGACCUGCAUGGUGUGAAGUACAGUUUGACUAUGGCUUGCGCCAGCGAAGAAGUUUCAAGCUGGAAUCUCGCCCUACCACUUUCGUCUCGGCACAUGGUCGAGAGAUCAAGGUCAACCCCGAUGUGGCUAGAAAAAAUGACAAAGUAUUGAAGGCUGGGCAAUCGGUGCAUAAAGUCUUAGAACGCGAAGUGAAGCCCGCCGAAGUGGAAAUAUACAUCACUACUGAGGAAGAACGAUGGGCUUUGCGGCUUGUGAAUAUGCUAGCAGCCGUUGGUAGCUUGAUGACCGUUGGCUUUGCUCGAGAAAUACCUGUGUUCGGUAUCGUGAACAACCAAAUAAUAGUCGGCAUUAUUCCAGCGCUCGGAAAGCGCCUUAAACGCACGCAAGAGGUAGACGAGUCCCAUGCCAAGAUCACGUCCUUCUUCAAAGGGAGCGAUCGUGCUCGCACACCGUCUCCUAAGCGGCCUCCCCCUUCGCUCGUCCCACUACCGAGGUACAUUCUUCACUUGUCCGACAGCAAAACUCGGCGUACGAUGACCCUCCCGUCGGAAGACGAUGCGCUACCAUCUCGGCUGCAGCUGAUGCUAUAUCAUCGUCUUCUUUCAAAGUUGGUGUCGCUGUCAAAACCAUUCGACUUUAGCAGGAUUUGGAAGCAAUUGCGCUUGCGACCAGACGCGCGGUUGGGUCACCAAUUCUUGACCGACGCUGGGCUGUUGCUAGGCGCCGACUGGGGGGCACCCUUGGAAUGCCUCAAUGACCUAACGGCUGCUUGGUUGGCGGCCGUCGAGCGGCUGGAUGUGGACAGUGUGGACAAGCACCUCAAGCUUGUGUAUAGGACCCGACCGACGACAGGUAAAGUGGGGUCCAAGCGGAAACGUGCAGAUGUCCUGAGUACGCGCAGAGAAGAUGUGGACUUGGCAACUGCUGUUGAGGCAAGGAGCGUGGUAGGACCAUCCCGGUUCACGGGCCGACAGCUACCCCCACAUCUGACAUGGGUCGUGCAGAAUUCCCUCCUGCAAUCAUCCAAGGGGGAUGACAGAACUGCUGAAGAUGCUAACUCCUCAUCUGAGGACGAGUCGCCGGAUUCUCAUGUAUUUGGGAUCAAAUAUUUCCAGGUCGACGAUGCUCUCCUCGAUGACUAUCUGAAGAAGGUUCUGGAUUGGUGGUACGGCAGACGAUCUCCAGAGGGUGUCAGCUUGGACCACACCAGCAGGUGCUUCUCAUGUGAAUAUAGCGACGACUGCGAGUGGAGAGCUGCGAAGGCACGCGAGGCGUUGGCCAAGCCUGCCUUCGGUGGUGCCGAAGAGAGGUACUUCUGA
Molecule: messenger RNA, 1677 nt
Organism: Gloeophyllum trabeum ATCC 11539
Lineage: Eukaryota; Fungi; Basidiomycota; Agaricomycetes; Gloeophyllales; Gloeophyllaceae
Exons: 9
Coding region: 1-1677 (558 amino acids)
Biological process (GO): interstrand cross-link repair
Cellular component (GO): nucleus; mitochondrion
Molecular function (GO): single-stranded DNA 5'-3' DNA exonuclease activity
Source: RefSeq, a predicted model, not a curated record